Molecule: messenger RNA, 2687 nt
Organism: Lentinula edodes (shiitake mushroom)
Lineage: Eukaryota; Fungi; Basidiomycota; Agaricomycetes; Agaricales; Omphalotaceae
Product: pre-mRNA splicing factor component-domain-containing protein
Exons: 9
Coding region: 78-2606 (842 amino acids)
Biological process (GO): mRNA splicing, via spliceosome
Cellular component (GO): Prp19 complex; spliceosomal complex
Source: RefSeq, a predicted model, not a curated record
UGCCACGUGAUAGGACCUGGCGAAAACUCUAAUGCGUAUGGUUUAAGUUUCAGUGAAGUUCCUUGUCACCGUAUCCAAUGGUUAGAAUUAUCAUCAAAGGAGGUGUAUGGAAGAACACUGAGGAUGAAGUGCUUAAAGCCGCCAUAGCGAAAUACGGAAAGAACCAAUGGGCUCGAAUAUCAUCUCUACUGGUUCGCAAAACACCCAAGCAAUGUAAAGCUCGUUGGUAUGAAUGGCUCGACCCGUCAAUCAAAAAAACGGAAUGGUCGAAGACAGAAGAUGAAAAGUUACUCCAUCUUGCCAAGUUGAUGCCAACGCAAUGGCGAACGAUAGCUCCAAUAGUUGGAAGGACUGCCACUCAAUGUUUGGAGCGCUACCAGAAGCUAUUGGACGAAGCAGAAGCCAAGGAUAACGAAGAAUUGGGUCUCACUGGCCCCGAUGGAGAUGCUGGCCCCAGUGCAGACGACGUUCGUCGCUUACGUCCCGGAGAAAUUGAUCCCGACCCCGAGACAAAGCCCGCACGACCAGAUCCCAUUGAUAUGGAUGAAGAUGAAAAGGAAAUGCUUUCAGAAGCUCGAGCACGUUUGGCCAACACUCAGGGAAAGAAGGCCAAAAGAAAGGCUCGUGAGAGGCAAUUGGAAGAAGCUAGGCGUUUGGCAGUUCUUCAAAAGAAACGAGAACUCAAAGCUGCUGGGAUAAUCAUGCGACAUAAAACCAAGAAGAAAGGAAUGGAUUACAAUGCCGACAUCCCGUUUGAGAAAAAACCUGCACCUGGUUUUUAUGAUACAUCCGAGGAACAGGCUCGAGUUGCUGCUGCCCCUGUAGGUCAAACCUUACGCCGAAUGGAAAACAAGCGCAAACCAGAUGCAGAAGAGGCUGAAAGGAAAAAAAGGCAACGCAAGAACGGGAAAGAGGGAGAGGGCCCUGGUCAUCAAACCAAGUUUAUUCCGGCUCGAGAUGCACAAAUUCAGAAGUUGAAAGAAGCAGAGUCGAUUAGUAGGAGGCGAAAAUUGAUGCUCCCUUCUGCGCAGGUCGGUGAAGCGGAGCUUGAAGAGAUCGUUAAGAUUGGUCAAGCUGGAGAAAAUGCGAAAGCCCUUGUCGGUGGAGGUAGUGAUGCUAGCGGAAGGCUAUUGAGUGAUUACGAAGGGUUAGAGAAUGCUCGGAUGGCUCGAACACCUCGGACUGCCCCCCAAGAGGAUAACAUUUUGAGUGAAGCACGAAAUCUUCGCAAUAUGAGCAUAGCCCAGACUCCUCUCCUCGGGGAGGAAAACACCCCUAUGCAUACGAAUACAAGCGGAGGAACUGGGUUCGAGAGCGCAACACCUCGUCAUCAGGUCGCGUUUACCCCGAAUCCCCUGGCCACUCCCCUUCGCUCUGGUACCGGGGAUGUGUCUGCUACUCCUCGCGACAUGUCCGUCGGUAGCACGCCGCUUCGUACACCGUUGAGGGACAAUCUCUCAAUUAAUCCCGAUGGGUUCCCAUCCAUUGGCGACACUCCAAGGGAACAACGCCUACAGGCUCACUCCGCGAAGCGAGCAUUACAGACUGGAUUCAUGAAUCUUCCGAAGCCUGAGAAUAACUUCGAGCUGCUGGUUCCAGAAGAAGAAGAAAAUGAAGGAGGUGAUGGUGAAGACCGAGGACUCGUGUUGUCUGAAGAAGAUGCCGAAGAGCGUGACGCAAAGUUACGGCGCGCCCGUGAAGAAGAGGAGAAGAGGAUUUUGUCAAGAAGAACUCAGGUUGUUCGACUUGGUCUUCCUCGACCUGCCAACGUUGAUGCUGCGACCCUACUGGAGCAACUCUCACUGUACGACGAUGUUGAAGAGGGUGAACUCGGCGCCGCUCAAAAGCUUGUCGAUGCAGAACUCGCUUCUAUAAUACAACACGAUUCUCUGGAACAUCCUAUUCCAGGAACCUUGCGGCCGGGUAGUGCCAAGUCGACUUAUGAGAUUCCUGACGACGAAGCGAUUAAUGCAGCAAAGUCUCUUAUACAUCUUGAGCUUGCAUCAUUGGUUGGCUUUCCACAAGCCAAUGUGGAUCAAGUACGGGAAGGCCUAAUUGCUCUUUCGAAAGCAGAUUCCGUGGACGACCACGCGUCAUGGGCUUCUGUGCGGCGAAGUCUAACUUUUGACUCGUCCUCGAAAAUCUGGGUCAAUCCUAGCCAGCUAUCUUCCGAGCAGCGCAUCGCAGGGUAUGAUGCGCUGCUAUCAGAACAUCAAAAUAUUAUGGGACAGGAAGCGCAGAAGAUCGCCAAACAUGAAAAGAAGCUGGGGAAGGUCCUCGGAGGCUACCAAGCUCGCUCACAAGCGAUUUCUAAGAGGGUUACGGACGCAUUUGCAGAGUUGCAGACGACGUACAGCAAUUAUCAGAGUUUCGUCCGCCUACAAACAAACGAAGCAGCUGUUGGUCCUCGGCGUGUGGAUACGCUGAAAGAAGAAGUGGAGAAUCUAGAACGGCGCGAAAAGACACUACAGGAACGAUACGCGGAAUUGGCGGCAGAACGGAAGGAAUCUGAAGCUAAAGUGGCAGCGUUGGAGGAGAAAUUGAUGGCCGAGGCUGAAAAGUUUAACGAAGCUAGUCUUGCUGAGAUGGAGGGUGUAGAAUCAUAGUAUGUCUGCUCGUCGCUGUAUGUACAAUAUGUCUGUAUUCUAGGGUUUGAUGAAAAAAGUUAUAUUUGUCUUUGUCGGAUU